Molecule: messenger RNA, 114 nt
Organism: Anisakis simplex (herring worm)
Lineage: Eukaryota; Metazoa; Nematoda; Chromadorea; Rhabditida; Anisakidae
Source: the annotation of a GenBank genome assembly
AUGGAUUUAGAUAGUGACGAAAGUGAUGAGAAUGAUCCUUGCGAUACGCCUGAAGAUGAGGUUAGUUUUAUUUCUCAGAAUUGUCCAGCUGAAUAUUUGCAGUAUAUUGCUUAA